Molecule: messenger RNA, 1185 nt
Organism: Parus major (Great Tit)
Lineage: Eukaryota; Metazoa; Chordata; Aves; Passeriformes; Paridae
Gene: RNASET2
Product: ribonuclease T2
Exons: 10
Coding region: 259-1014 (251 amino acids)
Biological process (GO): RNA catabolic process
Cellular component (GO): extracellular region
Molecular function (GO): ribonuclease T2 activity; RNA binding
Source: RefSeq, a predicted model, not a curated record
CCGAGGUGUGGUGAGGUCUGAACCCGAGGCCGCGGAGGUCGGAUUUGAGAGUGUCCCUGCUCCGGCCUCCCUCGGCUCUCUCUUCCCGACCCCUGCCCGCCCCGGGGCUGCGCUCCCGCGGUGGCAGCCGGGCAGGAGGGAGCUGCGGUGCGGUCCGGCCCGCCCGAGGUGUUUCUGAGUAGGCUUUUCUGCCUGGGAGAGUGACUCUGUGCCAGAGAUCCUCAGCUGCGCCAACUGCAAAGCUAUUUGGGUAACAAAAUGAAACCUGCAGAGCUGCACUAUUGGAUUCUGGUUUGGUUUUCCAUGGCACUAUGUUGUUGGUGUACUUCAGAUGCAUUUACUCAAAGUGACAUCCACUUUCAUCCCUGGAAAAAGCUGUAUUUUGCUCAUCAUUGGCCAGUGACUGUAUGUAAGAUGAAUGCUAAUGAUUGUCAUGACCCGCCAAAGUAUUGGACAAUCCAUGGAUUGUGGCCUGACAGAGCUGAAGACUGUAAUAGGACAUGGCAUUUCAAUGUCACCGAGAUCAAGGAUCUUAUGUCAGACAUGAGACACUACUGGCCUGAUGUGCUUCAUUCAUCUCUGAAUCGCACACAGUUCUGGAAACACGAGUGGGACAAACAUGGCACUUGUGCAGCCACACUUGAGAUCCUUAAUUCUCAGAAGAAGUACUUUGGUAAAGCCUUAGAACUCUACCAGCAUGUUGAUCUCAAUGGUUGUCUCUUGAAAGCUGGGAUAAAGCCGAGCAGUUCAUAUUACAAGAUGACUGCUAUAAAGGAAGCUCUUAGAAGAUUUUAUGGUGUAACACCAAAGAUCCAAUGCCUUCCUCCAGAAGAGGGUGAAAAAGCACAAACAAUUGGCCAGAUUGAAUUCUGCUUCACCAAAGAACUGCAACUGGUAAACUGCACAGUGCCAGAGGAUGAAUCCACUCACUUGAAGCUUGGAACUUCAGAGUUGUCGGUCUGCCAUGAUGAUCUCCCAACCUAUUACCCUUCAGAGGUCCAAGAUCACAAAUGAAGCCAUAAGAGUUUGAAAAACUGUUCAAACAGCAACAAAACCCAAAUUCAUGUAAUAUUACAAGCCCCUGUCCAUAUCAUGGGCCUACAGUGAAGAUUUCUGCUGGAAAACACAAUUCUUUUGCUAUUAAAGGAGAAUGGUCCACAUGAUGGGAUCAGCAUUUGAUCUAAA